Cavia porcellus (domestic guinea pig) is the source of this 28172-nucleotide messenger RNA. It is a transcript of the gene Snx29, whose product is annotated as sorting nexin 29. The coding region runs from base 127 to 2178 and encodes 683 amino acids. The transcript has 19 exons. Gene Ontology annotation, molecular function: phosphatidylinositol binding. The record is from RefSeq and is a predicted model, not a curated record. NCBI's taxonomy places the organism in Eukaryota, Metazoa, Chordata, Mammalia, Rodentia, Caviidae.
UUCUACUUCCGGGGCGGGACCAGCGGCGGGGCGGGCGCGCUGUCGCCCGGCCUGUGUGGAGCUCAGUGGCGGCAGACACAGCGGUGGCGGCGGCACGGCGCAGGCAGUGGCUCGGGGAGCUGCAUCAUGAGUGGAUCACAGUACAAUGACAAAAGACAAUUUCUUCUGGAGCGACUGUUGGAUGCAGUAAAACAGUGCCAGAUCCGCUUUGGAGGGAGAAAAGAGAUCGCCUCAGAUUCUGACAGCAGAGUAACCUGUCUGUGUGCUCAGUUUGAAGCCGUCCUGCAGCAUGGCUUGAAGAGGAGUCGAGGAUUAGCACUCACAGCAGCGGCCAUCAAACAGGCUGCUGGCUUCACCAGCAAAACUGAGACAGAGCCCGUGUUCUGGUACUAUGUGAAGGAGGUCCUCAACAAACACGAGCUGCAGCGCUUCUAUUCCCUGCGCCACAUUGCCUCCGACGUGGGCCGGGGCCGGGCCUGGCUUCGCUGCGCCCUCAACGAGCACUCCCUGGAGCGUUACCUGCAUAUGCUUCUGGCUGACCGUGGCAGGCUCAGCACGUUUUAUGAAGACUGGUCUUUCGUAAUGGAUGAAGAAAGGUCUAGCAUGCUUCCUACCAUGGCAGCUGGUCUAAACUCCAUACUUUUUGCCAUUAACAUCGACAACAAGGAUUUAAAUGGGCAAAGUAAGUUUGCGCCCACCGUCUCUGACCUCUUAAAGGAGUCAACACAGAAUGUGACUUCCUUGCUGAAGGAAUCCACACAAGGAGUGAGCAGUCUUCUCAGAGAGAUCACAGCCUCCUCUGCUGUAUCCAUCCUCAUCAAACCCGAGCAGGAGACUGACCCUCUGCCUGUUGUGUCUAAGAACGUCAGUGCUGAUUCCAGAUGUAAAAAGGAGCGGAAGAAGAAAAAGAAAGUGACCAAUAUUAUCUCAUUUGAUGACGAGGAGGAAGAACAGAAUUCUGGGGACAUUUUAAAAAAAAUUCCUUGGGCAGGGGAGAGCUCAGAGGAAAAUUCAGACCGCUCCUCAGUCAAUAUCAUGUCAGCUUUUGAAGGCCCCUUUGGGCCAAAUUCCAAUGGAAGCCAGAGCAGCAACUCAUGGAAAAUUGACUCUUUGUCUUUGAACGGAGAGUUUGGGUACCAGAAACUUGAUGUGAAAAGCAUCGAUGAUGAAGAUGUAGAUGAAAAUGAGGAUGAUGUGUAUGGGAGCUCAUUGGGAAGGAAGCACAUAGGCCACUCAGGGUCACCAGAGAAGCCACUGGAUGGGGAUGCCUGCCUCUCCCAGGUGCACAGCUGGGCUCCGCUGCAGGUGCUACAUGGUGACAAUGAUGUCCUCUUCCCUGUCAGUGGAGUGGGCUCUUGUGCUUCUGCAGGUGUGCCCCUGGGAAGCCUGGAGAAUGGGACAGGACCUAAUGAUCACCUUCUGGCGGAGCCUGGCCUUCGGUACAGUGUGGAAACCAGUUCUCCAGGUCAAGGAAGUCCUCUAACCAACCAGUUACCUUCUGCCUCAGUGCCAGAGUCAAUGACAAUUAGUGAAUUGCGGCAAGCCAUUGUAGCCAUGAUGAAUAGGAAGGAUGAGUUGGAAGAAGAGAACAGGUCACUGCGGAACCUACUUGAUGGCGAGAUGGAGCACUCGGCUGUGCUGCGGCAAGAGGUCGACACCUUUAAAAGGAAGGUGGCUGAGCAGGAGGAGCGACACACCAUGAAGGUCCAGGCAUUAGCAAGAGAAAACGAGGUGCUUAAGGUCCAGCUGAAGAAAUAUGUAGGAGCUGUCCAGAUGCUGAAAAGAGAAGGUCAAACAGCUGAAGUUGUGCCAAAUCUUUGGAAUGUGGAUGGAGAAGUCACUGUCCCUGAACAAAAGCCGGGAGAAGUUGCUGAAGAGUUGGCAAGCUCCUAUGAAAGGAAGCUCAUUGAGGUGGCCGAGAUGCAUGGGGAGCUGAUCGAGUUCAAUGAGCGGCUGCACCGGGCCUUAGUGGCCAAGGAGGCUCUCGUAUCCCAGAUGCGCCAGGAGCUCAUUGACCUCCGGGGACCGGUACCUGGAGAUUUGAGUCAAACAUCGGAAGACCAGAGUUUGUCAGAUUUUGAAAUAUCAAACCGGGCACUGAUCAACGUCUGGAUCCCAUCCGUAUUUCUCCGUGGCAAAGCAGCAAAUGCAUUCCAUGUUUAUCAGACUGGUAAGUAAAGACCUGCUAUAUGCCAAGUCUGUGCCAAACUCUGCAAAAUCAGUGGUGAGCUGGCCUUGACUCUGGACUUACCCUCAUUGGCCUGCCAGUCCAGUGAGGGAGACAGUCUACUAAGGAAAGGAGCAUUGCUCUGCAGAGAGGGAGACCAUGGAGGAGCAGAACACUGCCCACCCUGCAGCAUGGAUAUGAUAUGUGAUGAGGUAUAAAGCGCUGAGCACAGUGUGUGGCACUGGGCUUCUUGUGAAUAUUAUCUUUCGGGAGCUGCUAAGUACUUGUUUUAUGAUAAGCAAAAAAUCCUGUAAGCAGGUAUAAAAAGAAUUUGUCCAUUUCCCUGAAUGUCUUUGAGUGCUUGUGUGUUCAAAACUUUGAUUUAGCAUCUACCUUACUGAGAUCCCACAUCAGCUGUGACAGGGUAUCAGAGAAUAAGAUGCCAUUAUUUUCAAGGGAUCUUGGUUCUCAUGAGGAGAGAUGCCCUCAUUCAGGCAUCUGGAAGGCAAGGGUGGCAUCUGUGAGAGGUGCCAAGAAGGAUUUGCAGGGGUGACAGCUGGCACUUGUGGGCAGCUAGCAGCAUCUGCUGUAGGCAUCUUGAUUUCUGUCCUUUCCUCCUUUCUGUUACUCCUGAAGGAGGAGCUAAUCCUUAUCUCCAUGUUAUAGGCAAAGCAGUGUGACUCCAUGGUUGAGUGACUUCCUUUGGGUCACCCUGUGGAGCCUGUUUUGCUGUACUCUUUGUCCCUUCCCUGGAGCUCACCCCCUACAGGCUAUGUCAUGAGUAUUUGUUUCACCAGAAUGAGCCUGUUUCCAUAAUCUGCCAUGGGAUUCUGCCCAUUGUUUUAUUGACCCAUCAGUCAUUGUCAAAGCUGCUAUGGGUAGCUGGUCCUGGAGAAAGGUAAUAUUCUCACAGUAGAGAGAACUGCAAGUCCAGAAUUUGUAAUUGAUGGGUCCCCAGGAAUAUGAGAAAUUCAUUAAGUGUGGAGGCUUUUUUGGCCUUAAAGGUAUAAAGUCAAGGAGUAUAGAAUUUGAGGAAAAUUCAGAGCUCACCUCUGUGCAUAUAUGUGGAUGUGUGCAUAUAUGUGGAUGUGUGCAUGGGUGUGGGCCUUUUUUUUCAAGGGUUUACUCUGUGCUGUAAUUUUAUAUUUGGAAAGCUGAAAAUCAAAAAGACCUGGGCUUUAUAGACAGUCUACAGGUAGAAGUGGUAACUGGGAUAUUCAAGCCUAACUCCCUUUUUUUGUUAUUUUUGUGUGAGGAAACCCAAAGCAGUAACUUACACAAGACUACACCAACAGUGACACAUACAGCUGUGUACAGACUUGCUUCUUUCAUCUUUUUGUAGCCUUUCAGAGCUGCCUAAUCCUUGUCCCUUUCCUAACUCCCUCAAUACCCACCUAUGAGCCAGUGUCAACUAGAGAGCUGCCCAUUGCGGGCAUCAGACACCUGAUGACUAGGAAGAUUAGGAUGUGAAACUAACACACUGGCUCGGCAUGGAGAUUGGCAUUUGCUGUGUUGUUUAUUCUCAGUUCUGUGGUCACAGUUGCCACUUGCUGAACAGUUGCUGCUUUAUUGAGUUGGGAAGGGAGGGUGGGGCCUGGAUCUGUGAAUAAAGCAGUUAAAUGCUAAUGGAAAAGUGUGUUGUACAUCACAUUUACAACCAUGAGAAGUGUCUUCAGAAGGCAUUAAAAAAUAAGGAUGUAGCCAGAUCACUGGCAUGAUGGUUAUGUCUCCUAACUGCAGUCAGAAUACUUCAAAAAUGACAGUGCCAGGGCAGAUAGCAGACAGAAUUAUGGGAGGACCAUGAAGUAGAAUGGCCAGUAGGGUGCCUGACUUAGUCAUUGGUGACAAAGGGACAGUUAUCAUUGAGAGGCCUGAAUCUGAAGUAGAGUGGAAAGUGACUGAAGGGCAGCAGGAAGAGUAUCAAGGGGGAAGGAACCAGAGAAGGAGACGAUUGUGGAGAGAGGUGGACAUCUGAGAGGAGACAGAAUGAAGGACCUGAGGAAGAGCUGUUUUUAGGGUGGCAGGCAGAACCACUAUCUUCAGGUGCCCUUAGAAGUGUACUUCAUGAGUGCUUAGAGCUCUAACUGGAGCCACCCUACUCUGUGCCUUGUAGAGACCACACCCUCUGGCUGCAGUCUUUUCCAGCAGGAUGAGAUGUCUUUGGGGGUCCCUAGGGUCCAGCAAUAUCACUUCCUGCCUUAUGUUGAAUGGAGCACACUCCUGCACCAGUCCUGGGGAGGCCUUCCCAGCUUCCUCCUGUGGGUCCCCGGCUCUGGCUUUUCCCAUUCUUCCAUGAGGAGGCCAGGGAACUGCAGGAGGAAGGGACAGUGGCCCCUUGGAAACAUUGAAGGUGUUCAAAGUUUCUCUUUGUGCUACAGUGACAGCCUUAUUCCUCCUGUUUUCCUGUGCACUGUGUGAACAAGUGCUGGACAACUAGGUACCAGGCAUCACUGCCAAGAUUUUUCCUUCAGUAUUGGCUUUCAGAGAACCCAUGUUUGUUUACUGUUCUUUUUUUUGGUCUUUUUUCCUUUUUAUUGGUACCGGGAAUCGAACGCAGGACUGCCUGCUUGCAAGGCAGGUACUUAUGCCGCUGAGCUAAAUCCCCAACCCCUUGUUUGCUGUUCUUAAAUGACAGUGUCUGGUGUUCUACUUCAUAAAAAGUAGGAGAUAUGUUUGGAGUCAUUUGCUUUUUAUUAAAAUGUGUCACACAGUCCCUCGCAUCAGUAAAGAAGCAAAAUCCCAAGAAAAAUAACUUGCUAUGACACAAAUUUGUGUUUUCUUCCACUAGACUUUUCCCAGGUUCCUCUGUCAUACCUGCUGGCCCUUUUCUUCUCCCCUGCCUAAAGUCCUUUGAAAAACCUUUUCUUGUCUGGCUGUUGUUUUUGGAAAGCCUGAAGCAGAUGUGAGGGGAGUGAAGGUCCCAGCUUGGGCAGACAUUCUAGCCCAUCUUGCAUGCCGUGGGAGCAGCACCCAGGAGCCCUGGGCUCUGUUCAUAGAGGCAUCACACAGGCACCACACCGUCCUGAAGACCAGAGAGCAGGCAGGCUUUCCCCAUCUUCUCAGCAGCAGUUCCAUCCUGGAGCUGUGAUUCAAACAUAGAGAACAGUUCCUUCCAGCACUCUUAUGUCCUAUUCCCUUUGCAGAGGACCAUGUAACAUGUUUGAAUGAGGCCUUGUGAUUACAUGGGCACAAUAGGCUAUUUCUUCUUUCCCAGUACUGUCCAAAUGAAAGAUAAACAUUUCAAAAUUCCCAGCCACACAGGCCUCCUGGUUGGAAGGUUGGUAUUUGCAUGUCAGGGUGGUGUGCAGUUUGAGGCCCACCAUUUGCACUGUCAGACCUCCCACCUGCCUAAUGUUAGAGCAGGAAAAAAUAAAGUGCUUGACCUCCUGGCACAGGACCUCACAUAUUGGAGGCUGAAACAAGGCUGGGUGAUAAAGUGGUUGGGGUGGAUGGAGUCUUCUGCAUCAAGAAGUAAGGCUUGGGCGAGAGGAAGGACAGAUAGUCUUCCUGUGCAGCUCAUCUGAGAGUGUAGGUGGUGGGCAUUCUUCCAGGAGCAAGGCCUUGACUGCUUCCUUGUCCUCACAUGUGUAGCCUGCUGGGCAAAUGGCUCAGGAUGGACCUUGCUUGGCUGAUGCAGUGCUAGAAAGACAUGUGGUAAGGCAGAGUUCUGAUUGCUUGAUUUCCUGGUCUGUAAGAGUGAAACUGCCCCUCUCCAGAAGCCUAUUGGAUGAUCAGACAUCCAGAAUAAAAAGGUGUGUUCUUUUCACAGAUUCUGCCUAAACCUGCCUGAUGUUCCCUCCUCAGGUUGGGGAGUGGGGGAUGGGUAAGGGAAAGCUGUCCUUACUGGCAUCCAGAGCAUGGGGCCAGAGAUGGUACUUAAUAUCCUCAACCCACAGGACCUCCCCCUAAAGCAAGUAGUCACCUGAUCCACAGUGCACGCACAGUUCAGCAGCUCUGCCUUUAGUGAACAUUGUAGCCAUCCUGUGCUUGUCCCCUGAGGGCAGCUUUACCAGGGGACCUGCGUCUUGGUAUGAGUGCUGGUGGUCACAGUGGAUUCUGAGCAUUCUUGGACACACUGAUGACAGAGUCCUCUGGGUAAAGGCAUCUACUUACCUUCUUGCUCCUGGAAUGUGACCCUGCCUCCAUCCAGGGCUAGGCUUCUUAUGUGGUGGCAGUGUGGGAGAUGAGCUACCACUCAGGUUUUUGUACCAAGACCUGAUUCCGGCUCCACCCUGGCAUUCUCAUGGUGGCAGGAGAAAGAACCCUAUCUCAGACCGACAUGGAUUUACUUCACAGAAAGGAUGAAGGGCAUAGCAUCAAUUUUAGGGGCUCGAUGGCAUCAGUAUUCAGCCUCCCAUCUUCGUAGUUGUCUUUAAGUUGGCUGUGUUCAGAGUUGACUGUGGAGACAGAUGUUAGUGGGUGGCUACAGGCUGACACCUCUGGCUCAGUUGCCCUGAUUGGAAAAGCCUUCUCUUUUCUCCCACAGCUAACAGCAUCAUGGGAUUGAGUCUCACUGACUCACUGAUCUGGGCCUUACCUACAUCCAUUCAAUGCUGUGUUUGGGUGGGCCAGGGCACACACCUCCCAAAUCUGCCGCUUAGUGGAAGAAUGAGGGUAUUCUUACAGCAGAAGGCAAGAUGGAGUCAUUCUAGCCAAAACAGCACAUUCAUGCCUUUGGGCUAGGGGGAGCCAUAUGAUGGUGUGUAUUUCUGCACUGUGGUGGCUCACCUACAGCACUGUUGAAAUUUGGACCAGAUAAUUUUUGUUAGGUGAGUCUUCUGUGCAUUGUGGGUCACGGAACAACAUCCAGAUUCUAGUAAAUAGCAGCCACACCUUCUCCUGAAUUGCCUCAACCUAGAAUGUCUCAAGCAUUGCCAUAUUCCCCCAGGAAGCAGAACUGCUUUGGUGCAAAACCACUGCUCUGUGUGGGCCCACAGAUGUUACUGUAGUUUCAUGUUGUUUUGUUUUUAAAAUUAAUUGUAUGAUAAAAUACAAACUCUUUCUUGUCUCAUAGAUAGUUGUCUUCCUUAUUCUUCCUAAGCAUCUGAAUAUAUCACAGUAUGAAGGACUCAUAAUUUAUGUAACUCCUCUGAAUGAGAGAUACUUAGGUGGAUUCCAUUUCUUGUUGACAGUGAACAAAACUGUCAAACUUGUUCUUGUGCAAACUGCUUUAUAUAUUUGUAGGUAUUUCUGUAGGAAUAAUAGGUAGAAGUGGAUAUGCUAAAGUAAAGAAUAUACAUUUUUUAUUUUAAUAGGCCCAGCCAAACUGCUGUCCCAAAAGGCUGAACCAGUUUUCAGUCAUAACAAGGUAACAGAGUACUUUAUCCUGGUUCCUUACCAACACUGAGUAUAGUCAGUCUUCUAAACCUUACCAGUGUGACAGAGGAAACUACAUUUCACAAUUUGAGGAUGUACAUUUUUCAUGUCACUUGUGAGUUUGAACAUGUACCUGUGCUUUAAUUUGCCCCCCCUUCAUUUUAUGAAUAACAUAUUAGUAUCCUUUUCCUAUCAUUAUAUUGCAUUGUUUAUCACCUUCUGAUCCAUUAGGAUGGUGAGCCUUUGUUAUAUAUGCUUCAGAUUCUGGCUUAGCUUUUUGUUUAUAAGAUUUUUAAAAAUUAUAUAUUUUUGUUUCUUGAUCUAUAAAAUCUUGGAAAAAAAGGAAUUUCUUGGUUGAUCUGCCGGCAUACUAUGCAUUAUUUCAUUUCAGUAUCAAAAGAAUCCUGAGAUUCAGUAGACAUUCUUUCCAGUUUAGAGCCAGAGAAGGAGAUCUUCAGAAUGUUAAGUAAAUAAUUUGCCUAUGAUCACAUAGUUCAAAAGUAUCAUCACUUUUUCCUCCACUCAAAGUUUAGGAUUCCUUUUCCUGUACAGAAUUUCCAGAAGGCAAAAUGGAGAUCAGCAGGUAGAAGUUGGACAGAAAUAAGUUUUGAUUGAUCUGUUUAUCUGUCUGUUCAUCUGUUAGCCUUUCUAUACAGCCAUCCUACUCUGGGCUAGAUGCUAGGGAUAUAAAUGAUAGAGACAUAAUCUUAUCCAUUGGCUAAUUGAUAUAAGAAAGAUUGAAUGCAGAUAGCUAUUUAGUGGAAGGGUAAUCUUAGCAGUACUUAUCUGGAUACUCCAUGCCAAGAUCAAAAAUAGGUAAUCCCUUCAUUUGGGUGGCAGAAUCCUCUCAGUGACAUCGACCCCUGUCCAGUGUUGGAGGGACUAGUUGACACCUGAGGUCCCUUUCCAAGAUUGUAAGUUUGUAAAAACUGCCAACUUUCAGACUUUCCUGGCCUAUACUCUGUGAAAGGGACCUUAGUUGCUACCUAUUUUUGGUGAUUUCAUGGUCACAGCACAGGAAUCUACCUUGAGGCUGUCCUAAGGACCCAAACCUGUGAAAGUACUGACUGAUCCCUCCUUGCACUUUUUGGAGGGAGCUGUCUGAACUCAGUAGCUAACAAAAUCAAGACUAGAAUCUGAAGAUUUGCUCCAAUCUAGGGAGACCUUCACAUCAUCCUAAGUGUUCACCACUGCAUUAUACAUACCAGGAGCGCUGGGUUAAGCCUUUAUCUCACGAUGAAGUAGACAAUGAGGAGUUGUUGCUUUAAGCUUCCAGUCUUUCGUCCCACUUCUUCCAGACAUAUAGAAGCAUUUCCAGUUCAGCCUUGAGUGAUUAUCUCCUUGCUUCAUAGGGGCAGCUCAUCCCAAGAUACUGUGAAUUCCAGCUUCUUGCCAGGUUUCUCAACAUAGUAAGAUUCUAUCAGACUGCUUGGCUGUAUAGAUUUGGAAUCAGCACCCUGGAUUGGCGGCUGUGAGGAGGCUGCUUUUCAGAAGCCAAGACAGAAGGAGAGUGUGGAAAAUAAUGUAGUUUGCUUACUGGGGCAGUGGCAAGUCUCAAAGGAUGGUAUGACUGUGAGAGCACAGGAUAGCAGAGUUGGGGAUGAGGAAUUUCAGCUCUGGGGUUGUGAUGCUGCUGGUCUGCCUUGGUGCAGAGCUGGGGAAGUGUAGACAGAGCAGGUGCAGAGGUAGAGAAAAGACAUGAGGGAAACAAGCUUUGAUGUUUCAAUUGCCAGAGGAAGCCAAAAGGAAAACAAGCUGCUUCUUGCUUGCAGGGUAUGAGUUAGUGAAAAUAGGUUAUGUAGAGGUGACUGAGCAUACUACCAGUUCUCUCUGCCCACUGCCCACUGCCCACUGCCCAGUUUUGCAUUACUCUGUUUAAGAAGGAGAAACAGGAGAAUGCACAAGGUCAUUGUUAACUAGAAGCAUGUUGUUUAUUGACACCCCCCGCCCCCUGGUGGUACUUGAGAUGGUACCCAGAUGUGUUCUACCACUGAGCAACAUCAUCACACCUUUUUAUUUUUUAGUUUGAGACAAAGUCUCCCUAAGUUGCCCAGGCUGACAUUGAACUUGUGAUCUGCUUCAGCCUCCAAAAUAGUUGGGAUUACUGGUACACAUCAUUAUACUUGUCUUAUUGAGCCUUUCAUGUACAUAGCUGUGAUUCAUAUUCGCUAACUCAGGAGUGAAAGUAUUUUCUUUCCUAUUUACAAAUGGGUAAAUAGAGCUUAUUAUCUUCAGACCUAGAUCUAGCACCUUACGAGUUCUAUUUUUUUAAGUUCACACCAUAUUAAUAGCAUUGAAUUUCAUUGUGGCGUUGUAAGACAUACAUACCUACAUGCACACACAUAUCUGUCACACGUAAGACAUAUCUUAGUUACUUCCCUUGUCAUUGAGACACAAUAUACAACACCCAAAACUUAAAAGAGGAGAAGUUUAUUUUUGCUGACAGUUUAGUCCACACUCAGCUGGCAGAAAUGGCAUGGUGGAAGGGCAUGACAGAAGGAUCUAGAGGAAGAAAGUGACUCAUGUGAUGGUGGCCAGGAAGAAGGCAGAGAAGGGAGAGGUAAGAGAGAGAUAUAAUCCUGCCAGGUUAUUCUUCCAGUGCUCUAACUCUUCAGACCAGUUCCCCCUCCAAUGCAUGCAGCUGUUGGGUAUAAAGCCCUCAUGAUCUGAUCAUCAUCCAAGGCCUCACCUGUGAUGUUCUAGAUCUACAUCACAGCAGCAGUACACUUUGAUCAUAUCCACUCCCUCGGUGCCUACCCUUCUCUUUCCUCAACUCCUGAUCCUCUUCUCUGUCUUCCUCUUAUUUCAUAUCAUCUUUUUUCUAUAUUCCAUAUAUAAGAGAAAAUUUACAAUAGCUGUCUUAAGUUCUGUAUUCUUUAUGAGAAAAAUACCACCUUUCUUAACUGAGUUUUGCUAAGAGAGGAGAGAGAAUGUGAAUUAAUGAGGGUAACAGUAUUUGCCAGGGAUGAUAUGAUGGUGACAGUGAUGAUUGGUGAUGGAUGAUGAUGAUGAUGAUGUUUGAUGAUGGAUGACGAUGAUGACAACUAAUGAUUGCAUAGUGACAUCUGUAAUGUUUGCUGAGUUCUUCCCAUAUGCCAAACACUGCACCAAGUCUUUCUGUGCCUUAUCUCCUUGAACUCCACAACACAUGGGAACAUUUUAAUUACAGCUGUAAAAAGAAGAAGCCAGUGUUCUUCUUGAGCACCCUAUCUGCAUUAAGAAAAAGUCAGGUAAAGAAAUGUUGAGGAAUCUUUUUCCACUAUAUAGAAAAAGCUUUGUACUUAUCAUAGUUGGUUUUCAAGUACUGUAUUCUUAGUCAAGGAACUGGCAGAACCUGGGGAACCACAAACCCCAUUUAAUCUUCAAACCUCUUCUGGCACCUGUUUUUAUUCUUUGAGUGACUUGAUCUUUGCUUGGACUUGCAAAAAGGUCAGUGUUGCCUACUCUGAAUUUCCACCUUCUUGGCUCUUAUGACUAGCACUCAUCACAUAAGGUUUCAAGCUCUUUUCAUGAAGAACAGCACUUUAUUCUUGACUUGGCUUCUAUUUACCUGUGUUUUCAACACUUUGGGCUGUAGAUCCUUGACAGGUAUAAAACCUACCUCUAUUCUAGCCAUGACCUUAAAACAAGAGAAGUAACCUUCCUAGCCUCAGUGUCCUUAUCUACGAAAUGCCCCUGCUGACUACCUCAGGUCUAUAGAUAACAGGAGAACUAGGUGACACAUGGUAGGAAGAGCAAUAGACACAGUCCUCAGUCCUUUCAUGGGUAAUUCAUAGACAUUUCUCUCUGCCUUGUCCCCAUCUUACUGUCAAACUGUAGAAGAGACAGAGGUGAUGCCCUCAGGAGCACAAUCUGUGCCCUCCUUCUUUGCUGUCACUGUCCCCCAGGAUGGACAAGGGCAAGGGCAGAGCUGUCCCAUUGUUUGUCACAGAGCUUGACCUCCUUCACUACCUCUUCAUCUUUAGUUCAUCUGUUUUCUGUAGGCUGGUCCCAAGGCUAAGUGGUUUUACCUCCAUCAUCUUGUUUAAUCCUCACGGUCAGUUCUGUGAGUUCAGGACUAUUAUUAUCUCCCUUUAUGGACAUAAGAUCUGACACCCAGAGGUUUUUAGACUUCAUGUCGUGUAAAAACGUAAAAUCAAGUUUCUCUGGCAGACCCAAUUGUGUGCUGCACUUAAGGAUCCACCUGAGCCAUCUGCCAGCAUGUCAGUGGCCACCACAGAAGCAUGAGUCAUGCAGCAGAUCCUCGGCCUUAGGAGGGAAUUUUGUAGCUUCUCACUACCCUUUCUUCACAGGAGAAGAUGCUGCUUUCAUUGAUUUGGAGACAUGUACUAUUUUCAAAGCUUGGUAUCUCUGACAUCAAGAUGGGUCUCACAGUUGAUGGCAUCCCAGAUUUUGUGAAACAUUGUAUUACCAGUUAUCACCUCAUUCUUUACUUUAAUCAUUCCAGUUCUCUAUCAUUGCAUUCCACAUUAAUUAGUAUGUUUUAAUUUUGGAACUUCAAGAGAAAUGAUAAAAGCAGUAAAGGAAAGCUUGGGAUGGAUAAUUCAGUGACACAGCACUUGUGUAGCAUACACAAGGCCCUGGGUUGUGUACACACACACACACACACACACAGAAUUUCCAUGUGCCUUUCAUCCAGGUUCCCCCAGUGCAUAGCACUUUAUCAGGAAACUGAGACUGAGACAAUUCUAUUAGGCUUUGUUUUAACAUUGGAGUUAAGAAAAAUGUGAUUCCUGUCAUUCCUAAUAUUAUGACUUGGGUAGGAGACAGCUCUGAAAUCAGUAACUACAAGGCCCCAGGAGUGGUAAUGCUCUGUAGGAAGUUCUAAGAGGGAUGCAGAGAUGGUCCUCCACAUCAGGCAGUGGCCAUGGGAGGAAGAGGGAUAAGUAGAAGGGACCAGCUUAGUCUUGGGAGAAAAGGGAGAAGCCCAUGCCAGGCAUCACGGUUAGAACAACAAAGUGUAUACUUUUCCAUUGUAUAUUCAAACUCAGUGUGGCAUUUCAACGUUGGCUUCUAGCUCUUCUUCUGGCAUGCUACUUUCAUGUAUAUUUUCUGGGGUAGCUCCUUAAUACCCAGGCUUCAGAGCCAAGGGGCUAUCUUUAGCACCCUUAUCUGAAGUCACCUCCCUACCCCUUUCACUUUCUCUACCCCUUUAUCCUACUUUUAUGUUCUCUAGAACUCUUGCCACUUUCUGAAAUAUUUUGAAAUGUGUAUGUGCAUAUGUGUUGUAAUUUUCAUAAACUCUGUCAUUUUUUAUGCUGUGUCUUAGGGCCUUUACCAUUAUUUAUCCACAAAUACUUAUUAAAUUAACAGGCAAACAUACACAUAUGUACAUCAAGGACACUCAGUUUACAUGUGUCUGAGUUAGAAUUUCAAAGGCAUUAUGGGAAAGAGUCAUUUUUAAAAGGAUGACAUUUAAGCUGGGCAUGAUGGUGCAUGCCUGUAAUCUCAGCACUCAGGAGACCAAGGCAGGCGAAUGGAGGUGAGUUCAAGGAUACAUUGUGAUUUUUGAGACCAGCCUAAACUAUACAGUGAGACUGUUUAUCAAAAACCAAAAACAAUUUUAACUAAAAAUAAUAAUAGGAUGACAUUGUGUGUCUCCGCUUCUAGAGGUCAGUUUCUGUACCCAUGUGAAGAUGCAGUAACUUCCUUUUGUCGGCUUCCAUCAGAGGUCCGGUGAAGACCCUCAGAGUGGAGCACAGGGCUGCUUCAGGGUGUCACGGCAGUCAAGGGCUGAGUCUUCGUCUGGGAGGCCCCAUGAUCAGCUUAUGUUCUCUAUGUUGCACAAUAGUUUGCUUUUUAAUGGUAUUUCUUUUUCUUAAAAGGCAUAUUUUACAAAGAAAACUGAAGUGAUAAUUGAAUUGAACAGGAAGGUUUUAUCUCUUACAUGUGCUGAUAACAUGAAGAUGAUAAAUGUCCUGUCUUAGGGCACCUACUCAGGCAACUAGAAUUGAGCAGCCCACCAUGAGAGAAUCAGAGACUUUUGGCCUUGAAAAUUAUUACAAUUAACAUCUGAAUAUCUUUAUUGGAAUGAAGAGGCAAGAAUUAUUUAAAUCCCUAGAGCUUGACAUGAAAUGUGCAUUGAGAGAGGGAGAGGAGUAGCUUACAGGAAUCAGAAAUGGAUAGUUAUUUAACUUGAAACAGCCCAUGUAAUUGGCAGUGGGUUCUACACUUUGGGCAUACCUGUAACAGUAUCUUCCCUUUUCUCAUCAUGAAUCAGGCACUGAGUCAAGGAUGGAAAUACAGUAAAGAGAAAAAGUAGGCUAGGCUUUUAUCAUCACAAGACUGAUGUUAAUCAGCCAUAUAAAUAAGUGAAAAAUAAUAGCCAUGGUAUGCCCAUCCACAGAAGAAUGAAUAAAUGAACUGGGGUGUGUUCACACAGUGAACAAUGGACCAUGAGAAGGAAUUCCCUAACUAUGUGCAACAAAUGUGGAUGAAUAUCAUAAAUGAUAUUAUUGAAAAUAAGUGGAGACAAAGACACAAAACUAAAACAUACAGCAGACAUGCCUAAGCUGUGCCAUUGGAGGUACCAUGCUGGGUGUUUCUCUCAGUGUGGUACAGCAGGCUGAUGUGGGCUGCUUAGGUUACUGAGGCUUAGCUUGAAACUCAGGGGUUAGGAAAUGGCAGAAAGAUAGCGGCUCAGCAAGGAGAGACGCGACCGCCGAGCUCUGGGAACGGGAGUCCCCAAACGGAGUCCCCACGCCAUCGGAAACCGCGGUUUAGAUUUCCCGCCGCCAGGUGCCCGGCUACCUCCAUAGCGGCUCGGCAAGGAGAGACACGCAGAGGCUUGGGAACGGGAAUCUGCGAACGGAGUCGGAAACGCGACGGCCAGGGAGGAAGGCUGACUGGUGGCGAGGUGAGCGAGGAACUGAUUCCCUACCGCAGUUUGACUCCAGCGGAGGUUUUUCUGGGCGCGGGCAGUCCUGUAAGAGCAGGGCGCGGUGGCAACUGCAGCCGAACAUUUCCCUCUCGGACGGGAUUGGUGAAAGGUGCCUGGCCGGAGGGACGCUGCUCGUGGACUCCCUAGGCUGGCCUAACCCAGAUCCCAGAGCCUGAUGGUGGCCCGGAGGAGCGACCGACUCCCGCGUAGGCUGCCUCCUCCGCAACUCCCUGGGGCGCAGCGGUGAGCGGGAACAACUAGCCAGCGCAAUUUGAUCAAGCUGUGGCUGACAGGCAGGGAAGCCGGGCCUCCUGUGUAAGAUUACAUUUUAUAAGGAACAGAAAAUAUGGGGAAGGGAAGCAACAAAAAAGGCUCCUCGACCCCCAAUCCUGAGAAUCAGGCAAUUGUGGACACUGCACCAAUAUACAUUAAGCGCCAUUUAGAGAGCCUCAUAGACCAAUUCAGGAAUGAAGUUAUCAAUGACCUGAAGCUAGAAGUAUGCAGAAUAGUUAGAGAAAUGCUAAGCACCACCCAGGAAAAAGCGGAUGGUGGAAUGGAAGAACAGAAAAAGAGGGGAGAAUUGCUUGAUGGAGAAAACAGAGAAAGCAUUGAGUAUGUGAAGCAGGUGCAAAGGGACUAUCAAGAAAUUAAGAAGUCUACCCAAGACUGGCAUAACAGCUUGAAAGAAACUAAGGACAGACUAUCUGAAUUGGAGGGCAGACUUGAAACAUGGGAGAAUGAAAUGAAAAACUUCUUAAAAAUAACAAAGAAACACACAGCAAUAAUACAAAGACAAGAAGAUGAUAAGAGGAGCCAUAACUUAAGGAUUAAGAACAUAAAAGAAGAAGUAGGGACACAAACAAGUGAACUACAAAAGCUACUCACAGAAAUAAUCCAGGAGAAUUUUCCUAAUUUAGCAAAAGGUAAAGAUACUCAAAUGUAUGAGGCAUACAGGACCCCAGCUACCUACAACCCUAACAGAGAAACACCCAGGCAUAUAAUAAUAAAAAUUCCAGAAAUUCAAUACAAGAACAGAAUAUUAAAAGCUGUAAGAGACAAGAAACAGAUCACUUACAAGGGAAGACCCAUCAGAAUUACAGCAGAUUUCUCUUCACAAACCAUCAAAUCACGAAGAGCAUGGGGAGAAAUAAUUCAAGCUUUGAAAGAUAAUAAUCUACAGCCAAGAUUGAGAUAUCCUGCACAACUGUCCCUGGAAAUUGAUGGAAAAACGAGGUGCUUCCAGGAUAAAGAGGAACUGGGGGAAUUUGCAACCACCAAUUCAACCCUACAGAAAGUAUUGCAGGAUAUUCUAAAAAAAGAAAAAUACAAAGAACCCAGAAAUAGGGGCGGGGAGGCCACAACGAAUGGAGCAGAGAACAAAAUGAAGAAGACAAACUGACAGCUACUGACAGAAAAAGAGCUCAACAGAAAUGAGACAGAAGAUUGGAUGAUAGGAACAGCUUUUUUUGGAGAAAAUGACAUCUUAAUAGGUAAUGCUGAUUUAGUACCAUCUUGUUUUGAAGUCUCAUCUAGCUUUUGUUCUUCUGUCUCCAAUGGUCUAAACAGGUUGUAUCUUAUUGGAUUUUGUUAUGUACGAUAGUAUAAGAAAAAACCUUUUAAAGACAAGGAGAUUAUACAGAGACCAUUGUUCAUUUUCUGUUAGUUGAUUCUAAAUACUCUAUAAUGCUGUCAUUCUCUUAAAUGGAUUUACAUUGUUUUGAUAUACUUAAUGCUACAGUAUAUGAAGUUGUACUCAAGGACUUCAGGGAGGGAGUCAAUAUGGUAACUAUUUUUGGGUCAGGAUUAGCUGGUGGUGAAACACUAUUCUGCUUAAAUGGUUAUGUUUUGAUCUGCCCUGUUUCGCUGUUAUGCCCUCCUUUUUCUCAAUCUCCACUCCAUUAUUUACUUUUUUAUUUUUAUCCAUUUAAUUAAAGGGAAAAAUAUAGCAGGAUAUAAUAUAGUAACCCACUUUGACUUUCUAUUAUCUCGAUUUGAAGCCCUGUAUUACUCUCACCAUCUUGUUUUUGACUGAGGUUCCUAUAUUCUGUUUUGCUGGAUAGUAUCAGGUUCGAAAGUUUAGGCAUCAGCUGAGAAGAUAAUGAGAUUCAUUAUAACGCCCAUUCUCGUUGACUUUUAUCUACUUUUGAAGACCUACAAUAUCUCCAAUGUUUUGGUUUUGUCGGUUUUAUUCUUUACGGUUUUGUUCAAUUGUAUUACAACUAAUGAUAUAGGCAAUUCUAUUAGAAAUAGCGGGAGGCAUUAUGGUAACCAUUGUUGAUCACCUUGUAUUAUGUUCUUAUAUUAUCUAUUAUGUCCACCCUUUUGACUUGACCGAUUCUGUUCUGUUAUGUCACAUUUGGUUUUACUCUCUUCCAAAAAAGCAACAAGAACCGUGGGAGCAAUGAAACCCAAAAUGUGUAAUAGUCACUGUACAAAAGAGAGGAAAAGAAAGUGCUCUAAACUAUAUAACUGCAUGUAUAUUUAAAUGUAUAAGAUAGAAAAUGAUAUCACAGAGUUUUAUUGGAUCAUUGAACAGAACUGUUUGCAGUAUCAUUGUUGGAAUGUCCACUCUACAAGCUUUAAUUUUGUGACUUAAACAAUUAUUUCUAAGAUGGCAAUAUGUAAUCCAUUAACUAGUGAUUUCCUACUGCGCAUUUUUUUAUUCUGUAAAUCUGUAUAACUUGUACCCCUUCACUGUUUUUUUUUUCUUUCUUUUCUUUUCUCCUUAAAUAAAAAUUAAAAAAAAAAAAAAAAAAAAAGAAAGAUGGGCUACUAAAGACAGUGUUGAGAUGUAAGCCAGAUGUGGCAGGUCCCAGGAAAGUGAUAAUUGAGCUGAAUCUCUUGGUAUUCAUUAGUUUAGCAGAUACGAGUCAUAGUGCCUCUGAGAACCGUCAUCUCUGAAUUAUCACCCAUUUAACAAAUAUAUAGUCCAAAAAGCAAUGCAUCUUGUUAGCUUUGAGACCACAGGACCCACAAUGAGGAAAGGCCAUGAGUCCUGUGUUAUGGCUUAUAUCUAGAUGUCCUCCAAAGCCUCAUGCAUUGUGCUUUUCAGAGCUGGCUGAAUCUAGGCUGUGAUGCUGGGAUUAAGAGUGCCCCACCCUGAGUGUGGAUGACACUACCAAAGGGCAGGUAGCCUGGAUGGAGUAUAAAGCGACAGAAAGAAGGAAGGCUACUGCUGCUGCUGCUUGCUCUUGCUCCCUCCUGCCUGUUUUGCUGUGAACUCUUUCUCCUCUGCAAUGCUUCCCUGCUCGGGAGUCAGUCAACUAUGGACUGAAACCUCUAUAAACUGAGCCAAAGUAAUCCUUUCCUCUUUUUCCUCUUUCAACUUGUGGGUGUUGGAUAUUUUCUGUUAGUAAGGAGAGAAGUAACAUACCAUGAUUGCACAGGUAGCACACUAUAUACUGAUUUAGCUGGGAAGUUCACUCCAUUUGACUAGCCCAUGUGUUUUUGUUUUGUUUUGUUUUAGAAUAGAAAAUGAAAGUGGGUGGGGUUUAGAGAUAAAGGCAGACUGACAAUUAACCAGCUUAAUCCUGGGAAGCCAGGCCAGUUCUACCCAGAAAGCAUGUGUCCUGAAAUGAGUGUCUCCAAACUUAAUGGGCAUGGGUGGAUCUGGUCUUUACUCAGCCAGUUUUGUUGGUAUUUUUUUUUUUUUGGGUGCCAGGGAUCGAACCCACAACUAUGCACUUGCAAGGCAGUUGCCUAUGCUGCUGAGCUAUGCUGCUGAGCUAAAUCCCCGGCCCACUUAGCCAGUUUUUGUUAUUGAGUUCCUUUGCUAUUGUGAGCAUCUUGCUGCUUAACAUUCCAUUUUUUGUACUAUACACUGUUGAUAUAAAUAACCAUAAAACUUAUAUUUUCUGCAGGGCCAACCUGCACCCUGUUAUAAUAGAACCACCAUGCAUUUAGAGCCACUGUCUGAGCCAUAUCCCACUAAGACUUUUAGGACCAGGCCUCAGGCAUUAGCCAGAGGCCUUUUAAAAUUAUUUUAUUUAAUGUGUGUGUUAUUUGUUGUUUUAAUCUUGUCUUGCGGUUACUCUAACCUAGAUUGUGCUGUUGUGAUGAGCAGUCCUCAUAGCAGUUUACAGUGGGUUCAUUACAUGUCUUACUUUUCACCCUGCCACACAUUCAUCUCAGGUGAGCCGUGGCUAUGUUCUAUGUGGUCUGUAUGCCAGAAUGGAGGAGCAGCCCUUAGCUAUGGCAGGUUGCUCUUGUGGUGGGAGGAGAAGAGAAGGUGGUAGUGGGCUGUGGUGGCCACAGCUUUUGCUGACUUGAUGUGUGUCACUUUCAUGAGACUCACUUCAAACUUGAUGAUAACAAGCCAGGAAUCAUGGUCCUCUCACAGUGAGGGGCCCUACAAGAGGGAGUCUGAACUGUCUGGUGGGAUAUGAUAUAGGAUACCUCAGCAAGCAAUGCUUUUUCAUCUGGCAAAGUCGUGGAAGAUGGGUAUAUUGUAGCCAUUAAAAUUGACAAUGAAGAUUGUACUUGCCAGCUUUGAAAACUGACAGGCUUACUUUUUAUGUAUGCCAAAAUGGAAUAAAAAAAGUAAAAAGUAAAAUUAAAAAGUUUUGAAUUUAUGUUAAUUUGGGUAGGAAAAUGAAUGUAAAGAUCUUGACCAAAUGUAGCAAACCUAGAUAUCUACAGAGCCCAUGUGGAAAAGGCAUCAGGUUGACAGCUUCUCAGUGCUAAUGACUGUCACUAUGCAGGAUUUCAGACUCUGUCCUCUGCUCUUCUAGGUGUGUUUCUUGUUGUUUAGUUGAAAACCUGGAUUUAAAUGUUAAGAUCUCUUAUUUUUAAAUUCUGGAAGCUAAUUAAAUUGUUAAACUUACAUGGAAUGCUGAAUUGCUACUCUGAUAGAAACUGAAUUAUUCUUUGCAAUGAGAUUUCAUACAUUUUUAUCUUUUAUUAUUCUAUAUUUUUUUUACUUCAUUUCAAAGUGAAACAUUUCUUUUAGGCAAAGAAUAGGAAAAAUAAGCAAAACAUUUAUUAAAAGUACAAGAAUAUUUUACACUUUUUCUUUCUUUCUUUUUUUUUUUUUUAUUGGUACCGAGGAUCGAAGUCACGACCGCCUGCUUGCAAGGCAGGUGCUUAUGCUGCUGAGCUAAAUCCCCAGCCCAAAAGUACAAGAAUAUUUUAGCUAUGAGAAUUACUCCUGGCUUUAUAAUUCUCUAUCCAGUUUACCACUGGUGUUUAAUCACAGGAGUGACCUAGAGCACUGGCCAUAUUCCGAGCUGCUCAGUUGUGUAUAAAGCUGCCAGGAUCAGACUGUGCCAGCAUCAGGAGGGGCUGAACCAAGAGGGAGCCAGGAAGGGAAGGCUGGGUCCUUGUUGCUGUCUCACUAAUGUUCACCAUCAGGAUUUUCUGUGCUGGCUUUGGUUGACAUGGAGCUAAGAUACAGUGACCUGUAGAGGAACUAGUUGACACUUUGACAGCAAGAAGAGCCCUUCUGAGGGCCAGUUUCAGGACAGCUGCUGGGUAAACUCAGAUGAAACAGCCUGGCAGUCAUCUGAAGAGCAGCUACCACAGUCUCUCCAUCUGCACAGUGGGCCAUCUGCUGUUAAGGACACAGGAAAGCACCCACAUGGGAGGAGCAUGUAUAAAUAUGUGUGUCAGAGGAGUUUUUAGAUUUCAUACAUGCUGUUGAAUAUGAAGGGGCUUUUUUUCCCUCCUAACUGUAAUUCCCUGCCUCAUCAUCCAUCAUGCAAAUGUGAUUCUUAUGCAUUUUCUAAACAAGUAAUCAAAACAAGGUUUUAAGCUGUAUUUGAGCUGCAAAUAAGUUUAGUAUAAAAUGCAGUUACUUGCCUCAAAGAGUCAAUAAGAGUAUUUGGAUAUUUGAAAGGUUUAAAUUACUCUUAAUCAGAACUCAGAGUAAUGUCCAUUCCAAGAAUGAAUAUAAGCUAGAACUCAGCCUUUAGUAGAUGAUAGCCAAUUUCUUAAGAAAGAGAAAAAAAAAAAAAAAAAGAAAACUUUUUGGGCUGGGGAUUUAGCUUAGUGACAUAAGCACCUGCCUGGCCAGCACAAGCUCAUAAUUUGAUCCCUGGUACCAGGAAACAAAAAGAAAAAAGAAAACUUUUUAAAUGCUAAAGGUAGUACAUAUUAUAGAAAUUUGGAAAAUAAAAGGAAUUUAGAAAGAAGGCAAACAAAUGACUCACAUUCCCCCACGAAGACGCAAUUGCAGUUCAUGUCUCCUAGUUUUUUCUCUAUGCAUUCUCUUUAGAGGAACUUCGGUGAAGUUCUGUGUCUUGUGUUCUGCUUCUUAAUUUAACAUAAAAAUUUUAUCAUGUUAUUCAAUACCUUUUUUUUUCUUUUUUCUGAUUCAUUCCUUUGUGGCAUUGGGGAUUGAACUCAUGUUCUUUGCACUGAGCUAAUCUCCAUUCAGGUUUUUUUUUUUUUUUUUUUUUCGUUUUUCGUUUUUAUCGGUACCGGGGAUCGAACUCAUGACUGCCUGCUUGGAAGGCAGGCGCUUAUGCCGCUGAGCUAAAUCCCCAGUCCCCUCCAUUCAGUUUUGAGACAGAGUCUCAUUACAUUACCCAGAUUGGGCUUAAAAUUGGGAUCCUUCUGCUUUAGCCCCCAAGAGUGCUGAGAUUACCAUACCUGACUCAUUUAGGCAAUUUCUAAUUCCUCGAUGUCAUAGGCAGUUAUGGGAGCUAUACUGUCUUUCAAGCAUUUUUCUGUAUUUUAAGUUUCUUUUCUAAGUAGUUUUGUGUUGGAGGAGGCAGCAGAGUGGUAUUGUGGAAAGGGCAUAGAGUUUUAUAGUAAAUAGAUACAAAUUCCAAUCCUGCCCUUCCUGUUUCCUGGCUCUGUGACCACAGACACAUUAUUAAUUGCUUGUUCCUUAUUUCUUCAUCUGUAUCAUAGGACACUGUCACUUAAUUUACAGGGUCAUUAUGAAAUUGUAAAUAGUGAUUGUGAAGUUUCCAGCUUCCAGGUGACACUACAUUAGUUAGUAUACCUUUUGCUGUAAGGAACAGAAGACCUGAUUUUCACAGACUUGGAAUUCACACCCACACAUCUGAACUCUGUCCUGAGAGAGCUGUAACCUUGGGCAAGUAACAUUUCUGAGCCACAGUUUCUAUAUAUAAAAUGGGGAUCAUGGAAUAAAGCUCAUAAAAUGGGUAUGAGGAAUAAAAGAAAUUAGUAAUAUGAGAUAAUAUAUAAAGGACUUUGUAUAGUUCCUGUAGUAUAUUGUAGUUUGUACUUAACACAUGGUAACCAUUAUCAUUAUGAUUAUUGUUACACUUUUAUCAUUUUCACUAUCUGUAGUGUAGGUGAGCUCUAUGAAAGCUGCUCUAGGAGAGUGUGAUAUUCCUCACUCCAUUUGUGAGUAAUGAUGGCAGGUCUUAGGAGGCUACUAGAGGAACCAACAUCUUCACAUCUGGUUCUUGGAGGAACAGGUCCUUAAUGCUGAGCAGGGCAACCCAGGUGGGUUAGGAGGGCAGAGGUCCCAUUGGUGCGCUAAGGCUCAGAGAGUGUUGUAGUCAGGGGUUGUACACAGAGAACAAUUCAGAUCAGGAAAUCGAGUUUGUAAUAUUUUUAUAAUGGUCACCAGAAGUUAACACAGGAAAAUGCAGGAAAUCUAUCCACAGCACCAAAGACAUAGAUUAUUUAGUCAAGAGCCUAAACCCCACAGCAGCGUCCCACAUGAGUCCAGAUAAAAAUCCAGAGCUCAGGACAGUGCCUCCCACGAGUCCAACUGGAGGUCCAGAGCCCACAAGAAGGACUCACACCAGUCUCUUUUACGGAUCCGUGCCGGGAAGACCCAAAGGUCAGUGGUGGAAGCCAGAAAGUCUAUGCCAGCAGGAUGAAGGAACUGUGCUAGCGGGAUGAGGGUUCUACGCUGGAGCUGGAGAAGUCACGCUCACAAGAAAGACCAGGGCUAUCGUGAAAGGCACCACAGCUGUCCUCAGCGACACGGAGGCCCCGAGCUCCUCCUUCGACAAGCACAGUCGGUACGUGCCAGGAAGCAGUGUGGCGAGUUCAUCCUGGAGACCAACCAUCAACCUGGUUCCCCUCCAGAGCCAGGAAACAAUGCUCGAUGUGAGGACUAAAGCUUCUCCAGGAGAACCAACAGCUCAGACAGCAACUCAUAGGAGAACCCACAAUGCCUCCUUAACGCCUCAACCCCUCAACACCUCCCUUCUUCUCCACCUAUUUAUCCUGGCAACUUUCCUCAGGUGGAGCAUCUUCACUCAGUGCCAUGCUGAUGUAAUCCAGCUGGCGUUAAGUUGACCACCAGUUCUUAACCCGUAACAGAGAGAGAGAGAGAGAGAGAGAGAGAGAGAGAGAGAGAGAGAGAGAGAGAGAGAGAGGAAAUCAAAGAAUAGCAGGGGAUGGGAGGGAAGGGAGAGGGGAGUGGAGUUAUGACCAGUAGCCUCAGUCAGUGCAGGCCCAAAAAUAUUACCCAGUUAACUGAACCCUGGGAGGGUUGUGAGGAGGAAAAUAGUAGAUUAUUAAAUUAUGAUUUAUUUGUGUUGUUUUCUCUGGGGUUGGAGCUUUCUUUUUCAUGUUGAAGUUAUCGAUCUACAAUGUAUGCAUGAUGCUCUCUGCUCUGCAGCAAAGUAAAAAAUAUUAAACUUUGAUGGAACACAUAUGGAAAUAAAAUAGACUCAUCCUAGAAAAAAGUUGACCUUUUGCACAAAGUUUUAGCAAAUGAGUCUGUCUGUGUUAUGUAAGAUUUAAGUUUUGUCCCUGAGUUGAGCAGGAUCAAAAAUACUCAAGAAAAACCCUUUUUUUUGUCAGAUGUAAUAGCACAUACCUAUAAUCCCAGCAUGCGGAAGGCUGCAGCAGGAGGAUCACCAUGAGUUUCAGGCCAGUCUAGGCUCCAUAGUGAGUUGAAGGACAGCCUGAACUAUGUAGUGAUAUCCUGUGUCAGAAAACAAAACAAAACAAAAUGACAAAACACCCUUUUUCUUUUUCAGAGUAUUAAGAAUUAAAGGGAAUUGCUUGUCCUCAACAUCUUCUGAGCUGUUGCCGAAACUUUUAGCUGGCAUCAUGAGGUCAGACAGUGCUCAUAACACAGCCAUAGCUUACAGUCUCUUCUUUCCAGAAGUUUUGUUCAUUCAUUCAUCCAAUCAUUCUUUUUUCUAGCCAACCAAGUUAACCCAGCGGUAGAUGUAUACUGGGUGCCUUCCGUGCCAUGGGGAUUCACUAAUGAGGCUAGACAUGUAAGAUCCUGUGCUGCUCCUGAGGAAGAGUAUACAUUCUAGUCAAUAAAUAAGAAAACAAGUAGCAUUGUGGAUUUUUGUAGCACUUAGUUCUGGGAUGAAAAUGAAAUGGUGAUACGCUGGAAGGGCUGAGCAUACUUAGUGGGAGUGACUUUAGGUGGAGUUGUCAGGGAAGCCCUCUCCUCAUUGGUGGCAGUAGGAAUGAAUCCUUGGGUUUAUUAGCAAGUGGGAUGAGUGGAUUAGACUUCACCAUUCCCAAGUUCAACCGUUAGUGUUACAGCUGCCUGUGUGUCAGUGUAUUCUAAGCUUGAUGUUUGUCAACUGAGAACUUUAGGGCCUGGAGGGAAGAACAUGCACCCUUUGUGCGAAUGCUACCAGUAGACCAAACCACAUUCUUUUGGAAACUUGUGUUUGUCCCUAGUCCUUCUGGACCCUUACAGCAGGGGCCCCUACCCUACCACCUAAGUGAUUACACUCACUACCUUUUGGCAUCCACAGUUCUGGGCAGCUUUUGACAGUAAAAAAAAGAAUAAAAAGCUAAAGAAAUGUCUUGAGGGGAAAUGACAUUCUACAUAAUGAGUCUCCUUUCUCUGCUUUAAUGUCCACUGAUUGGAAUACACCUAUUGGAAAGUCUUCUUUCAUGAUUUCUUUUCUUCUUCCUUUCUUUUUUUUUGGGGGGGGGUACUGGGGAUUGAACUCAUGACCUUGCACUUUGACAGGGAGGUGCUUGUGCCGCUGAGCUAUAUCCCCAGCCCUAGAAAGUCUUAUAAUAGGAAGAUAAUAAGAGUUACAGAGAAUAAAAGCCCUGUUUUACUUUCCUAUGUUUUAUGAAAACAAAUACAGAGCACAGAACUGUUAGGGAAACCAACCAGAGAAAAAAUAACAACCCAGACUCCAACUCUAGACUUUCUCAUUCCAUCUGUUUUCAUUUAUUCUUGAUCUUUGUGUGGUACUCAAGGGUCACUAUCCCCUGCUUGAUUUGCUUGCCAGAGUCUGAGGUCCUUGCAUUCAUCAUCCUCAUAGCUACCUGCCACACUCAUUUCCCUGACAACCCUCAGCCAAGAUGGAUGGGAAAAUCCAUCAGCUGGCAUUUUAUUUCAUGUCCUGUGAUGUUGGGGGAAUAGCAAGAGUUUGGGCUUUGGAGUCAGAAACUGUGAUACCUGCCUAUCCCAGUGACUUCAUCUAUAUGUCCUCAAGCAAAAUUUUUUACAAAAAUCUCUUUGGACUUCAGUUUCCUUUUGUACAAAAUGGAGAUGAUAAUGGAAAUAAAUUUAUUAGACAGUAGGAAUUGUUAGCCAGAGUGCCUGCAGCAUCCUAAGGCUUUAGUGGCUGUUUUUGCUUUUCUGUUUGCCCAAAAUGGGCAGUAGCUGAUCCAGUGAGCCCUGAGAUCAGAGACUUGGAUCUGGGUGUAGAUUUAUACCCUGAGAGCUUCAGAGAGGAGUGUUUGGUCGUCUGGGAUAGUGGGAGGGGCUGAUGCUGCAAGUUCAUCUUUUGUGGCCUGUCUUGGGUUAGGGUAUUAUACCCACAGAUGAUUUCCUUCAAAGCUAGUUCUCCUAGAACAGCCUGAGGAGCAACUGGGGUUUUCUUGAGCCUGCUUUCACUUCACAGCCUGGCUGACCUGAUUCCCACAGAUUGGGGAUGAGCAGGCUUUGUUUGCUCCAGGCCUCCAGUUGCAUCCAUGUUAACCUGCAAAAAUGGGCUAGGACAGGAAUGUGACUAAGGCCCAAUGUUUCACAACAGGCCAGUGGAACCCUCCAGUGCUCUUUACUUUGAUACAUCUAUUGUAAAUAAAGAAUAAAAUCAGCCUCCUGGUUCCCUGAGAGGAAGAAGUAAGUAUCAGUGGGUGUUUUGGAUAUCAGUGUAAUUGUGUAUAAAAGGAGGAGGGUGAUGCUUUUAGAUGGAGUGGCCAUGGUGUUUCCUAGGAGCUUAACCUUGUACCAGCCUGUCAUGCCCAGGCCUAGGGUAGAUGGAUUAAGAUCUCAUUUCCAUUUGGACUUUGCACUUACUCCUCAUUGAAAGAGAAUGUGUGCUUGCUCACUUUUGUGCAUCUCACCACCACCACAUUGAGAGAUCAGCAGAAGUAGGAGCUAAUAAGACGUGCCCAUUAUUAGCUAUGGUAGAGAAUAAAGACAUUUUGAGAAACACACUUCUGCUUUUUUACAUCUGUCUCCUAAAAUUCUGAGUUGUUCUCCAGCUUAAACAAAGAUCCUGUUUAUUAAACUAGUGCCCAGAACAGAGAUGGUCAUAUGGUAUUCUUAACCAAGAAAAUUAGGGAACAACCCUUCUUGCAUCACUUUUUGGAGACACACAAGAGGACACCUGUAAAGGCUCUGAGAACGUGCUAGAAGCAUACCUUGGACGUGGCUUUGGUUACCUCUAUCUUUACCCAUACUUGUAGACAUCUCCUGGGACACUGUUUCAGUACACAGUGUAGAAACCAUUAGUUUGUUUGAGACAGGGUUCUUACUGUGUUGUCAAGACUGGUCUCAAACUCCUGGGCUCAAGCAAUUCCCUUACCUCAGCUUCCCAGGACUUGUAGGCACAUGCCACCAAACCUAGUUUAAAAUGGUGAUUUAGAUACAUGUGACAGAUUCUUCCUGGAAGCUGCAUCCAGGAACAAGAUCUGGGUUCUCAGUCUUGGGUUCCUCUGGCUUUGCUCCCUAGAAGCCCCAUUGGAAUGGUGGUAUACCUAUGGGCUGUUGCCAUCACCCACAAUAUGGAGCUUACUGCACAGAGUCAGCCAUCAUGUGAUGAUAAUAUUAUUAAUUCCUCUGGUCCCUGUAGGGCUGAUGUAGGUUGAAAUGAUGGGUCACAAUCCAUUGUGCCAUACCUAGACUAAGCAUUGGGGUUGAAUUUGGAUCCACCUUGCUCAUGGAGGUGGCUGCUAGGAUCAAGUGAGAAAGCAGUCUGUAUCACUCACUCAGGAGCUUCUUGUGGCCCCAGCAACUUUAUACACAUGCGAGCAUUACUCCAGGUUGAUUUUCCAAAGAAGAUAGAACUUUUCUUAGUGAUGCUCAGGAGCAUUGCCAAGCUGUGGUCACACCCAGGUGGCCAUAUCAGCACAAUUGUGCCCUGCAUUUCCUCCCUAGGUCCAGGGAGAAAGCAGCAGCUCCCAGAAUUAGGUUUUGCAUCAUAACAACGUACAAACAGCCAUUUGUAUUCAGAGAGAGGGAAAGGAACAAAGACAGGAGCAGGGCAUCAUUUUUAGUAGAAAAAAUAGCAAUAGCUUGGUAUGAGCAGGGCGUGUGACAUUUCCAUGUGUAAGGUACGUUGCUGUCUGUGGAGUGGAGAGUGAACGCCUGGUUGCUUUCCUCUCUGCCAGAUGCUGUUUUAGGAAGUUACCUUUGUUGCUCAGAUGGUGUUCACAUUCUUCACUGCCAGCCUGACACAGGAUUCAGGAUAGUAGAGGGAAACUCCUAGGGUCCAAAUUGUGCUUGGAAGGAUAGUAAAGGGUCCUGGGCCCCUGGCCUGCAGGAGUAUGGCCAUUAUCCCAGGGCUUUUGCUACCUGAUGACCUUGACCAUGCCCUUUUCACAGCACCAAGCGUUGCUGUCUUUGAAUGUAAAAGAUAAGCUAGAGUAUUUUCAUUGCUCAAAUCCAGGCCUAACAUCUCUGAAUAUAUGAAUGGAAGUCAUCAGACAUGAGAUUAUGAAAGACAGCUUAUAUCCCAGCUUACAGUGAGACAGACAGGCAACAUGUCUACAAAGAUGAAUUUUUCUUAAGUAAAUGGAGUCCUGUAAUGCUUCAAUAUAACCAGAAUGAGUGUGAUAUAUUUUUUUUCUUGCUUCUCUUCCUAUUUUUUCUUGCUAUUCUUUUUUUAAAAAUUUUAUUUAAGGAGAAAAAGAAAAAAUACAGAAAAGGGGUACAAGUUAUACAGAAUUGUAAAAAAAAUAAACAGUAGGAAAUCACUAGUUAAUAGAUUACAUAUUGUCAUCUUAGAAAUAGUUGUUCAAGUUACAAAAUUAAAGCAUAUAAUGUGGACAUUCAAACAGUGAGACUGCAAACAGUUCUGUUCAAUGAUCCAACAAAAACUAAGUAAUAUGGUUAUCUAUUUUAUACGCUUAAAUAUACAUGCAGUUAUAUCUUUUGGAGCACUUUCUUAUCCUCUCUUUUUUAUAAUGAGAAUUACACAUUUUGUGUUUUAUUACUUCCACAGUUCUUAUUACUCUUUUAUGAAGAGAAUAAAACCAAAUGUGACAUAACAAAACAGAAUCAGUCAAAUCAAAAGAUGGACGUAGUACAUAAUGUAAAAUCAGAAUACAAGGUGAUCAACAAUGGUUACCAUAAUGCCUCUUGCUAUCUUAAAAAGAAUUGCCUAUAUCCUCAGUUAUAAUAAAAUUGAACAAAACAGUAAAGAACAAAACCAAUAAAACCAAGACAUUGGAGACAUUACAGGACUUCAAAAGAAGAUAAUAGUUAAACCAGAAUGGGCAUCAUAGUGAAUCUUAUUGUCUUCACAAUUGUUGCCUAUACUCUCAAACUUGGUACUAUCAAGCAAAACAGAAUAGAGAAAAAUCAGUCAAAACAAAAUGGUGACAGCAAUACAGGGUUUCAAAUCAAGUUAAUAGGAAAUCAAAGUGGGUUACUAUAAUAUAUCCUACUAUUUAUUUAUUUUUCCCUUGAUUAAAAAGAUAAAAAUAAAUAAUAAAAAA